AGACGGCGUAUUAACACAAGCUUCCUGUUGGUAUUAUUGACCUAGGAAAAAAAGACGAAAACAUCUUGUUUAUCCGCAGGAAGUUGGUCAUGUAGCAUGCAUUUGUGAUUGUCCUGUCAUUGGAUCCCAGAGUGACACUAAUUUCCUUCGACUGAGACAUGCGCAUGCUGUAACAGUGCUUCUGGUGAGCAGGCCCCCUCCCUGUCACAGCUCCCAAACAUGUUGGGAGCCACUGUGAUGUCGUAGCACACUGUUAUGGGUGACAUUGGACUAGAUUCCGGUAUGUCAACACCUACGUUACCAAUGAGUGGCGGCAGUGGUCACACAGGGGGAGGAGCGGAUGAUGUGAGUGUGAAGGAACCGGAUAACUCUGAGUACCAGAAGUCCUUACAGAUCGUUCUAGGGACAGUGUGUGGCGUUUUUGGCUUCUUAGGCCUUCUCCUAGUUAUCUCCCUUCUCUAUCGCCUUUACAAACGUCGCCAAGCGCAGAACUACACCACAGGAUCAAGGGAACAGAAUGAGUUAAAUAGCUCCAUAACACUAGACCUUGAACAGAAGCAGAUCCCAUCGGUGUUGAUACUGUACGCAUAUGAUUGUGCAGCUCACGAGAAAGUUGUGUCCGCACUAGCUGGCUAUCUCAUAGAGACUUGUAACUGUAAUGUUCACCUUGACCUAUUUGAGGAUCAGAUCAUCUUUGAGCGUGGAUUGGAUGACUGGCUGGUGGAUCGACUACAGGAAGUGGAUUACAUCAUUGUGUUGUGUUCAGUAGGUGCAAGACUGAGAUGUACAAAGAAACGUGUAAGAUUCAAAUUCGAUCCGUGCAGAAAGAUUCCCGACUAUUUUGCAGUGGCCGUGGACUAUGUGGCUGAGAAGAUGAGAGUUGAGAGGUCUAAAGGCCUGUCCAUGUCUAAGUACGCCGUGGUCUACAUGGACUAUUCCACAGCCAGUGACAUUCCUCACCAGCUGGAGACCGGCGCCAAGUUUUGUCUGAUGAGGGACAUUUUGCCACUGUUUUGUCAUUUACAUGGGACAAGUACAGACCAAACUAAGAAUGGAAACGUAUGCUUGGGCAUAUCUGACAAAACAUACGACAGCUCAGAAUUAGGCACGGAGCUUAGAGUUGCUAUCGAAUCUGCAAAAGAAUAUUUUAGAUGUAAUCCCAACUGGGUAGAAGAUAGCAUGGAAUUUAUUCCUCCACCAAACAAGACGAAAUCCCGCCAUACACGGAAAAGCUCCCUAGAGCCUUUGUUAGGGGAUCUGAAAAUAAAUAUGCCAGAGAAGGAUGACCUUCAGCAGGUCAACACAUUGGUCGACAUCCACAGCCAGACCUUGCCACGUAGCACUAAACAGACACACUUGAACAUGGUGGGAAACUUACAAAAUCGUCAGAACUCCCUCCCCUCUUCACUGUCUAGCCAUCAGACCUUGUCUACACCACCAAACCACACCUCCAAGUCUUGUGACAGCUUCCAGUCACCAUCGCUGUACAGUGGCUUGGAACAGAUGCCGUGUUUGAUUUGCGGGACAGAGACAGAACACAACCCAAGCACACGUUGUAAGGGGCGUCGGCUUGUUCGGCAGCCUACCCAAGACAGCGAAGAUGACAUGUCUAGCUACAGACACAAGAGUAAAUCCAUGCCCACUGUGUGUGAUUCCAGCAUCCACAGCUCCCAGACAGUAUUCCAGGCAGAUGUUCAUAAGGAGUGGGAAGAGCAUGGGGCCAAAAUGUCCGGCUCAGACUCGCAGGACUCUGGGUCAAACAAAGACUUUGAAAUGGAGGACCUUGAAAAGGACGUGCAGUCCAUUAUAAUGCCCUCUAGUCUUAAGAUGGGGUCUUUUCAUUACGACAUACCAUCCAUAGCAGUUCGGCCCAUUCCCAAGGUUGUCCAACACAGACAAAGUUCCUUCUCUCCCACCCCCCACUUACCGACUGCAGUGGAUGCAGCCCUGCUCCUUCAGCCCCUAAAACAAACAUUCCAAAAGGUGGACACAUCGCCCAGCGUGGCGUCGCUAGAGGAGCAGAUAUUUCAGCUGCAGGACAUCAGGUUGUGAGUUUUGUGACCUGUGCCUGUGUGUUAACUGGAACACCAGUAUGUAGACAUGCCCUGAUCAGUUCAAUUCAACCUGAAUACCUAAGGUACAAUAUUUUACCUAUAAUAAUAAGCCUUUAGCUUAUCUAUAACAAAAAAAGACUGUACAAGCUUGAGGUUUAUUCUUAAUUUUAUUUCCUGUACACAAGGAAGGGUUUAUGUGUUUAAACAUGGUUUUUGAUAGGCUUGCAACUAUGACCGCAAACUGAUAAUGAAAAAUAAUUUAUCAUGGUUUGAAACAUAAUCAAGUUAGGAGAACUGUGUUAGUGAUAUGCAUCAAUAUACUUGUUGAACAAUUGUGUUGUAUCUCUCUACCCCUGUGUGGUUAAGCUUACAGAAUAUAUAUAACGGACCUGACCAAGCCAUGUGUACAUACUGGUAUACCAGUUAAUUCUGUUGUACAGGAACACUAUUACAAAUAGAUAAGGUGCUUUGCAUAUUUGUGAAUACGAGACUCACAGUCUUCAUACCUAUAUAUUGUACAUACAUACCAUAGGAAACCCAAAUUGUGAUAUCCAUAUUUACAUUAUACAUUAUAUAGUCAUUAGUAUUUUCUAAACAAUGUUUUGCUUUAUUGCAUUAAUUUGUAAGUAUGUAUAUUCUAUAUAAACUCAACACAGUUACUCUCUUGACUGCAAGUGUUUAUGUUGUAUUUGUACCUUUUCAAUGAAAAAAGUAAUUUCAGUAAAACAAUAUUUCUGUUGUACAUAUAUUUAUUAAACACUGUUUCUUUCGCUAGUCGAAAACUUACCGUGUAAAAUUAUGAUAUACAAAUGUACAUGUGUUGUUUAAAUAUUUUUUUGUGAGGUUUUCCUGUUCAAUUGAAAUUGAUUUGAACUGAAAUUUCAACUGUAGACUGUAGAUACAUGUCUAAUUUUAACCCCCUUACUUAUAAUUACUUGAAAACUAGUUUCUCCCACAACCACUUGUACUGUAGGUUUCCUCACUUAUGACACAUUGGUGGAUAAACCUGCUACAUUUGUAGGAGUUGGUAAACAUCAGUGGGUAACACCCUGAACGUGAUUUCAUUGGUCAAUCUUUGAUUUAUGACGUCACGUAACAAUGCUUUUCGACGUCAUUUUCCAUUGUGACGUCAUGCUCCAUGGCAACUGUUUCCCCCAUCUGAAACACACCUGAUGAAUAUUCAAAGGGAAAACGUUUAGGGAGAAACAUGUCCCCAAACUCGUGAUGAUCAGUUAUCAUGUUUAUCAGCUAACUCUCAGUAGUUAAUUUUCAAAUUGUAAAAGACACUCUGUUAACCUUGUGUCUUGAUACAAUUUGAAGAUUAAGUAACUCAAGUUAGAUAAAUAUGAUAACCAACCAUCACUCGUUGGGGAACCACUAUUUCAACCAAGUCUUAAUUUCUGAUGGGAAAAAAAGUCGAACUUAGACAUAUUUUUUCUAGACUUUGAAUUAUUUCAGUUUUCUGUGCAUAUGUUAUCAUGCCACACAUGCAUUAUAUAGUUUUGUUUGUAUAUAUUUCUGAUGCUGAAAUUUUCUUGAAAGUAGAUUUUGUUUGGUUCAAUUUAGGAUUGAUGUAAUUACAGAAUGAUAUUGGUCAUCAUUAUUAAUGUUUUUCCGUGCAAUAUUUGUGAGUUUUCAAUAAUCAUUAGUUUCAAAAUCAUGGGGGAUUUUGACUAUACAGCAGUCAAAGUAAUGUACAAAUGUAUUUCAGGGAAUUAAAUGCAGAUUCGGAGUAUUGAUUUACGACUUGAUAAUAUAUAUGUCAACUUCAAAUACAUACUUAUUUCAAAUAUGGAAUUAAUUUAAGCUUAUCAUUUGAUUUUGAUAUAUUUUAUUAUUAUACAUUGUACCUUGUGUUAUAAUCACAUGUAGAUAUGUAUACAGAAAUUGUAAUCGGACAUUGUGCUUUUAAUUUGGUAAUGUAUAUAUAUUUUUUUGUGUAAAAGUCAAUAUCAAGUUUUAGAGGGAUACACAGGAUAGGGUAGAGUACUAUAAGAGAUGGUUUGUCCCAGGAUUUCUCAAAGUUUUGACAUUAAAUGUUCAAAAGACAAUUUAAAGAUUUGAACGUUGAAUUGUUAUACUCAUUCAAAAUAAGAAAGUUCCAAAAACAAAAUGAAAUACUUUGAAGCAUAUCAAAGUCUGAGAAAGGGUGAAAGUGUUGGUUAGAUUUAAAGAUUAAUUUUAUAGAUGAUCAGGUCUGUGUUACAGUAAAACUAACACUCCCUGUAGGAGCUGGAUGGGUUCAGAAUAUACAGAAAUAUAAUUGUGUAAAAUGGACCCGUUGGCGUUUAGGAUAACUAUAUUGACAAAAAAAAUAUUCUUGAAUUGUCUCCCUUUAUCAGUCUCUGAUAUUUUUCUUGUCAUUUUCUAAGAACAACACCCAAACUUUCCGCUGAUCAGACUUCGCUAUUUUGACAAAUAUUGGGACCAACUUCGUUGCUUAUUAUACAUUGUCCUUAUUGCAAUGUCAGGGAAUUCACCAUUUGAUGUCCAGGAAUUCGAGUCGGCAGAACUGUAUGUACAUGUUGUGUAUCAUUAGGGUUGUUAAGAAAACUAAUCAAUGCAUAUAUAUGGGUGUAAAUGUUGAAUAUACUUAUAUGUGAAUAAUCCUUACAGAUUCUCAUUAGUGCUUUAUAUUCAUAAUAUCUAUUAUUGUUGAACUAUAUACACUGUAUACAUGAUUGAUAAUCUUGUUUUGUGUAAAUACAAUUGCUAUCUGUUGAUGUUCGAUAUGUACUUAAUGAUGAUGCCAAUGAUAUUACAAAAUCAUGUUUUGUGUUUAUAUUAAUAUGCCAAUGAUUGAUAAGCUAUCGAUUUUGUGUGUAACUUUGUGAUCUCAUAUCAGUUGUAUUUCUCAUUGUGAAUGAAAUCAAAUACAUUCGAUGGGUGACGUGGCUGCAAUUUAUAAAGGGAAACAACUCAAAAUUUGAACGUAAUGUAAUCAUUCAGUUCCACGUGAAAACGUGAUUUUGGACAAAAUGUAAAUAUGCAGAAUAUCAGCAACUGCACUGAUCUCUGAGAGAGAUGCAGUGUAUUUAUUGUAUGGGCGUUUGAAAUCAGGCCAGGAGUCUACGGGAAUUUCAUGAUCUUCGUGUUGGCAAAAGAAUAAGGAAUCGGUCUAGACAUGAGUCAACAUUUUCAUAUAGUUUACUUUUAUUUCAGUGCUGCAUCAAACUUUCAUUGAGCAUAUAUAUAUGUACGUAAAGAUUAAGUGAAUAUGUACUAUUACAGGAAGUUUGAAUUGAUUACCAAGAAUAAUAUCAAUUUCAUUACCAAAUGAAUUCUAGAUUAAAAUCUUGUCUCAUGAUCCAAGGGGCUGAUCUGUUAUAUGAAGUUAGAAUAUUCAAGUUCAAAUGUUCUAUGACCUAAAUCUUGGACUUAAAUAGCAAUCUAAUUCCGUGCCUAAAUCAAAUGACAACAGAACAAAAUUGGGUUUUAAAAGACUUGGACUAAUUAUAUCGUAAAUCGUUAAUAUAAUUCCCUUCAUUCGAUAUGAUGUAUUACUAUGGCAAAGUAAACACGUCGGUUGUGUCUAUGUACAGACACGUGUGUUAAGUGUAGUAAUAACAGUUUUUUACCUGUAAUCAACGACCAGGUAAUCAAUAAUGCAAUGUGUUAAACCUAUCUCAAACAUGCCUGUAGUGAUUUCAUAACACUUUGCUUACCGACAUGAAGUAAACGAUUUUCAGGUCUGAUUGCAAAAACCUGUUUGGGUGUUGUGCUUUAAUGUCAACGUAGGACUAGUGUAGGCUAUACAAACCUUACCUGUGAUAAAUCAUUCGGAAGGAGCUUUUUGGGAUUAUUCUUCUGUAUGGCUCCGUAGAGCAAUUAGUUCUUCCAGUGAACUAGUACUUAAAGUGGCUUAGAUAGUGACCCCGUCAUCUUUAGACAAUGUCUUCAUAGACUUGUACUAUUGUGAUGCAAAGCCCUAAACAAAUAAAAUAAAAAUACACUUACCCCGUGUGCUCAUGCUAAAUAAGCUUACUAAUAGCAGAUAUAUUGUGUAAAUGUAAAAAUAAGGAAGUAAUCAUGAUUUAAUACUUUGCUUAAAUGCUUUAAAUGAAAUACCCUUUUAUACAUACUUAUAUGGAAAAGUUGAAAUAUUCAGCGAUAUAUGUACAUUUUUACUGUCGGCCUGUAAAGACAGAAAGGUACAUACUUUGAUAUCAUACAUUUAUGUAGAUGUUUAUAAAUUAUCAUUUGAACUUCACGAUACAAUUCAUAAACUUAUGAUAUAACGUAUUUUAGAGCAGCCGCUCUUAUGAAGACAAUUUUCAAAUUAAAAUAGAUUAUAUACAUGUAUAUCAUGGUCUGUUAAUUAAGAUGUUGUCUGGCCUCAAUAUUUUUCAUCCAGUAUUAUUUAGAUAAUUUUUGUUUAAUAAACUAGGGAAGUCCUGUUAACCAUCAAAUUUUCUGUUCUUAGUAUUCGACAACGUCGCAGUCUUUAACCCAUUCACCCAUGAAGACACAUUUGAACUCUUCCAAUUAAAAGGUUGAAAUAGUUCAUUAUGAAACUUCAGGGGAAAAUGAGUCAAAAUCUAGUUACAGAUAUCGCACGAUGACCAGGUUUUAGGAUAGGGAGCUAUACAAGUAUUUGUUUACAUUUUGUUAUUAUGAAUAUUUCACUGUAUUGUAGUAAAACAAGAAGGCAGUAUAGCUGCUAUUGAUAUGUGACAAGGAGUGUAACACUUGUACACAGAACAGACCAUUAUUCUGAAAUAGAAAGACUACACUAAAUGGCUGGGGAUACCUUAGAGGUAAUAGAAGUGCGACUUCUCAUUCAAAUAACACGUGAUCAACAUAACUGAAUAUAUUAAUAUUAUAAAUGUGAUAUAAAUAACAGUGAGCAGAUCCUUUAUAUCUGGAAUACAUAAGUUUGUGUACACGUGUUUAUUUAACGACUAGAUAACUAUCGGCAGUGAUUCGGUCCUCACAUUUUUGCAUGCAUCGUACUAAUUAUGGGAAAACAAAACAACAACUCUUAAGGUUAUCAUAGUACAAACGAGGUUAAUAUACAUUAACAACAUGAUUCGGACUCGGUGAUAUGAAGAAUCAUAGCUUAAAAACACGUUACAUGUUAGAAAAAAAAGGUUUCAUUUUUUUGAGUAAAAUCAGUAUUACUUAGAAUGGUUUUUUUCAUCUUAUCAGUGAAUAUAUUAGAAUGCCCUGUCUUGUCUUAUCGUUUCAAGUGACUGAAAGUAUCACCGAAUCUUAGCUAAUGAAACGUUGUACAAAUGGGGAUUAAAAAACAGUAAUUUGCGUGUAGCAAUAUUAAUGUAUCGUUAGACUAAAGGGCAUAAAUUUGUGAAGUUCAUUCGUUUUUUUAAAAUACUUUAUAUGCAAUUUCUGCACGAAUCGAUCAGUUGCGUUCGUUUUCAGUACAAAAUCAAAUAUAUUCGAAAUUUUACAACGUUCAGUUUUAUCAAGGUUCUCGAGACUUAUGAUACAUGAACUUUUCAUAUUCAUUUUUGCCUUGAAUUUAUACAGAAAUUUGAAUUCCUUUUUUUGUAAAUUAUAUAAGUUGAUCAGGAUGAAUACCAGGACUUGUACAUUUUGUUUGUAGUUCUUGAAAACAUCACAUAUUCUAUUUACUGUGUAGUGUAUCAUUAGGUCCAGUACACUGCCGAUUGAGCUAUAUAGCCGUAAAGACCUAACAUAGAUGUAUUUACCUACCUCUGAUAUAUAUAUAUGUUUUGCGCUAUUUUUCACGUAUUGACUUACUAAAAGAAAACCUGGUCGCAGGUAAAGGAUAUUUUAUCUUUAUUUUAUUACAAAUGCAUCAAAUAAAUUUGUGUAAAAUAAUAAAACAUUAUAAUUAUGCUGUUCGUAAUAAACAUACCAUAAUCCUAUAGGUUUGUGUAACUCUGCAUUAUUAGCUAUUAAAACUAAACUAUUAUAAAGCAAAAUACAGCUAAGAGGAUAGUUGCAUAUAACUAUAUAUUGGUCUUGACAACUAUAUAAGCUUAAUAUGCAGAGCUUCCUGGACCUGGUAAGCUGGUAAGUAAAUUGAUAAAUAUAACAAUGUAAGGUUAAUUUUUGUGUGUAUUUGGAAUCGUUUUACUGUGCUAUUAGCCAUCCUGAUUUUGUAGAUGAUUUGUCCCCGAGCAUUAAUCUGUUAUUCACAUAUCAAUGACGUUCACUUAAACAUCUCUGCCUAACCAUCUUCGCUUCGAGUGUAUAUCAAGCGAAAACUUGGCUAGCGAAGAUGCUGCAUACCAGGAGACUCGUGUAUACAAAUAAAUAUCUUUACAAGUAA
Molecule: messenger RNA, 8310 nt
Organism: Mizuhopecten yessoensis (Yesso scallop)
Lineage: Eukaryota; Metazoa; Mollusca; Bivalvia; Pectinida; Pectinidae
Exons: 6
Coding region: 256-2052 (598 amino acids)
Molecular function (GO): interleukin-17 receptor activity
Source: RefSeq, a predicted model, not a curated record